AGUUUCUGCUACUGCAUUUUCAUAAAAUUGUUAUGUAAAGUUGUAGAACCUUGAAUUCUAGUACAAGCAAUUAAAGAAGUGCCUAGAAAAGCAAAGGCCUGAUCUUUAAGACAUGGACUGCACAAUGGAGAGCAGUGUCUGUUGCUCCUGGGGUUCAUGCCAACUGCUUCCUGUGCUUCCUGGUUGGAAAAGGACUACAAUUCAGUAAUAGACCAUAUGCUUUGAAUCCACAGCAUGUCAAAUUCAGCCCCUAGUGAAUAUAUAAAUUUUUCAGAAAUCAGGAUGAGGGAUUCCAGUUUUUUUUCCCAGAAAAAAUUGAAAUUUUUAGCAUUCUUGCUAAAGGCACUAGAACCCAUCUGAUCUUCAAAUUUAUGUAGGGUCAGCUCUAGUUGUACUUGGAUGAGAUACUACCAGUGAUACCAGGUGCUAUAGACUAUACAGUGGGCCCUCAAUAUCUUCUGGAUUUGGUUCCAUGACAUACGCACACACCCAUGGAUACCAAAACCCAUUAUAUAUAUGGCACAGCAAAAUGGUGUAACUUAAAUAAAAUGAUGAAAUAAAGCUAUGCUUUUCAGAUUUUUUUGGGCAUAUUUUCAAGAUGUGUAGAUGGUGGAAUUUGUGGACGAAGACCUCAUGGAUAAGAAGGGCCAAAUGUAUUUCAAAAGACAGAACUGAAAAAACUACCUUUGAGUAUUCCUUGCCUAAGAAAACCCUAUGACAUUCAUGGGGUUGCCAUAAGUUGGCAGGCAACUUGAAGACUUGCACACCUCAUGACUUUGUUACUUUAAGAACAUAACAUGCAUUUUGUGUGUGUAUCUCUUUCUAGGUUUAUUAGACAGUAACAAGUUGAGCCUCCCUUAUCCUGAAAACCUAAAUACUGUACUCCAAAAGUUGAAACUUUUUGCUGGCAAUUGCCUGGGCUCCACCCUCCUGCAUGGCUGCCUUUGAAGGACCGACCACCCAUGCAGUCGCGUAAGGUGUCACCCACCCACACAAGUGUUUCCUUUAAAGGUGUAACCAUGCUGCACCCUCACAUGGACUAUGACACAGUGAAAGAAGCCCCUCAAAUGGGUUUUUUUUCACAGCUUAAUAGUUGCUGUCACAUAAUAGUCACACCCUCCUUUUCCCCAAAAAAAUGGGGGGGGGUGCCUAUUAUGCAAUGCAAUUUGGUGUAUAUUCUCAGAGGCUUUGUGGUUAACUUUAUACUUUUUCCCUAAGCUGUCUUACCUUACUCAAAAAUAAGCAAUCCUGGCACUGCAUAAAAACAGCAAAGAAAUAGCCAUGCUAACAGUGAUACUGAUAAAGGUAUUACUUGCUACCGGGCAAACCAGACUGGGAUCCCUCAUCUCACCUACAGAUGUUUUUAAUACGCUUAACAUUAUCCAAUACCAGUAACUGAGGUAGUCUAAAUACCACAGCAGGGACUGAUUAGCUUUUUCAGAUCACUGCCUUUAUUUGCUGUUUGCAAAGAAGCUUAAUCCAGUGCUGGAGAUCAGGCUUCCUGCUGUGGUUUGAGUUGUCUUCUGUCACUUCCUGGUUCCAUGAACAGCCUGUUUUGUAGCCUUUUUAAAGAAAAUAAGCAAACACUUCAAGUUAAAUGAAUACAUUUUAAUAGGUUAAGCAAAGCCAUUGCUAUUCCAUCUGGUCAACCAUUCAUUGUUCUGCUUGCCUGCCUGGAAGUUUGCAGCUGAAAUCAGGACUUACUUUUGGAACUGCUGCAAAAAAAAGCCACCCAAAAUCUGUGUGUUGCAAGGUGAACGGAUACAGACUACUUCAUAUUCAAAAAUACAGAAAAUCCAACAAAGUGGAGUCAAGUACAUGCAGCAGCUUCAUGGGCUUGAAGGAUCACUUGGGACAUGAUGCAGGCCACCUCUAUGGGGAUACCACAGAGACUCAAAUAAUUGCACCUUGGUCAAUGGUAGAGAAGCUAACAAUGGAUAAAAUUAAUUCUAGGAAGGAGGAUGCUAAUAAGGAAGCUUCUGAAGAAACUGGAAGUUCCAGUUGUGACUCUGAGGAAAGCACAAAUUCUGAUAAUGAAUCAGAACAAUCAGCUACAAUUGGAACAGAAUCAUGCUUCGCACCGAAGACGCACAGACGGCUAUGUAGGUCUCCUUGCCUAGAACCACAUAUAUUAAAACGUAAUGAAAUCUUGCAAGACCUUAAGCUGGAGGAAGCACAGAUAGUGUCUAAAGAAGUUAAGAAGCCUCCUGACGUUGUGAAAGAAUAUCAAACCAAACUAGAGUUUGCACUUAAGUUAGGUUAUUCUGAAGAACAAGUUCAGCUUGUCCUCAAUAAACUUGGUACUGAUGCUUUAAUUAAUGACAUAUUGGGAGAACUUGUCAAACUUGGAAAUAAAACUGAAACAGAUCAGAGUGUAAGUAACGUUAACAGUAGCUUAAUACGAGAAGCGUCUUCUAUUGAAUCACAGAGAUCCCACUCUCCGCUUCAGGAAGAUGUGCCAGUGGAUGGUGAUAACCUGAGACCAAUUGUUAUUGAUGGCAGCAAUGUUGCAAUGAGCCAUGGAAACAAAGAAGUAUUUUCUUGUCGAGGAAUUAAACUGGCAGUGGACUGGUUUUUGGAAAGAGGCCAUAAAGAUAUCACAGUGUUUGUGCCAGCGUGGAGAAAGGAACAGUCCCGACCGGAUGCUCUCAUUACAGAUCAAGAAAUCUUACGUAAAUUAGAAAAAGAGAAAAUUCUGGUGUUCACCCCAUCCCGCCGUGUUCAGGGGAGAAGGGUGGUAUGCUAUGACGACAGAUUCAUAGUGAAGUUGGCCUUUGAAUCUGAUGGUAUAAUUGUGUCUAAUGAUAACUACAGGGAUCUAGCUAAUGAAAAGCCAGAAUGGAAGAAAUUCAUUGAUGAACGACUGCUGAUGUAUUCAUUUGUCAAUGACAAAUUCAUGCCUCCAGAUGAUCCACUUGGACGCCAUGGUCCAAGUCUAGAUAAUUUUCUGAGGAAGAAACCUGUUGUUCCAGAACAUAGGAAGCAACCAUGUCCAUAUGGGAAGAAAUGCACCUAUGGACACAAAUGCAAGUACUACCAUCCAGAAAGAGGAAAUCAGCCUCAGAGGUCAGUAGCUGAUGAACUUCGUGCCAUGUCUAGGAACACAGUUGCCAAAGCUGCUAGUGAAGGCGGGCUGGUGAAGAGCAACAGUGUUCCUUGUAGCACAAAAAUAGAUAGCACUUCCGAUCUCAAGCGAGCUGCUCCAAAGAGGCAAUCAGAUCCUAGUAUAAGGACUCAAGUCUACCAAGACUUGGAGGAAAAGCUUCCCACCAAAAACAAAUUGGAAACCAGGUCUGUUCCUUCUUUAGUUAGUAUACCGAAUUCUGCUGCUGCAAAACCCCAAAGUACUGCACCUUUAAGCAAUGGCCUUCCAUCUGGAGUCCAUUUCCCACCUCAGGAUCAAAGACCACAGGGACCGUAUCCUCCAGUGAUGAUGGUAACCAAAAAUCAUGGCACGCCCAUGCCUUAUGAGCCGUAUCCCAAAUGUGAGUCUCCUGUGGAUGUAGGCUACUACUCUAUGCUGAGUGCAUAUUCAAACCUGAGUCUCUCUGGUCCACGAAGUCCUGAAAGGCGUUUCUCUUUGGACACAGAUUACAGAAUCAGUUCUGUAGCCUCUGAUUGUAGUAGCGAAGGGAGCAUGAGUUGUGGUAGUAGCGAUUCCUACAUAGGCUACAAUGAUCGGUCCUAUAUGAGUUCUCCUGACCCUCAGCUGGAAGAGAAUCUGAAAUGCCAACAUAUGCACCCCCAUAGCCAUGUAAACUCACAGUCUUUCUUGCAGAGCUACCAUGAUACGCUCUCCAGAGUUCAGAGUUAUAGUCAUGAAGAACCAAAGCAUCAUCACAAACCUCCACUUCCAUACAUGGCUGUACACCUUCACCACCCCAGUGUUGGGGCUCGUUCCAGUUGUCCUGGUGACUACCCUGCUCCUCAAAGUUCACAACAUUCAAAGAGUAUGCACCUGGGGAGAGCCCUUGCAUCCACAAGAGUAGACAGCAUAUCAGAUUCGCGUUUGUAUGACAAUUCUCCCCUGAGACAAAGAAAAUCAUACUCUGGUCAAGAGGGGCUUGGAAGUUGGGAUAGGCAAGGCUAUGGAAUGGAUGCGUAUAGCUUUCGUCAAACGUAUUCCUUGCCCAGUAACCCCUCACAGCCAUGUUAUGAGCCAUUUGCUUUCCAAAGCUUGCCUGAGCAACAAGAACAGCCUUGGCGGAUACCUUACUGCGGAAUGCCUCAAGACCCUCCAAGGUACUUGGACAGCCGAGAGAAAAUCUACAUAAACCUGUGCAACAUUUUCCCCCCUGACCUUGUGAGAAUUGUUAUGAAAAGGAAUCCUCACAUGACAGACGCUCAGCAGCUUGCUGCAGCCAUUUUAGUAGAAAAAUCGCAGUUAGGUUAUUGAUGACAUGAUGACAAUGCAUCUUUGUGGUGUCUAUUAGUUCAGUUUCAGCUGUAAUGCUGAGGGAGGUUUGCUACAAUAGCAUUUCUGAUCUCCUUCUCAACAAGGAGAUUAUAUAGUAAUCCAUUUAUGUGAAAUACUGUGCCAUAGAAUCUGUAUGUAAAACCCCAUGCAUUGGAAGUAACAGGCUUGGUUUUAAAUACUUACGCAAUUUUAAAAAAUAAUAUUUUAUAGCUGGGAGGUCUUUCCAGUUUAAUAUAUUAUUAUAUAUGCGUUCUCUGAAUAGAUUCGUUGGUGCAUUGGGGGUUUAUAUGCAGCACUUUCUAAUAUUGUUAUGUGUUUAUAUUGGGGUGUUAUGUCUUUCAAGUGCAAAAAAAAAUCUUUUCUAAACUCCAGAUAACUGAGGAGGAUUUUAUGCACCUAGCCAAUGUUUUUUCUUUAAGCCAAGCUUAUGAACUCUUUUAAUUGCAAUUAAGUUAUUUAAUUUUAUUGUGUUAUUUUUUGUGCUAUAAUCAUUUUAUUUAUAGAAAACAAAUGUCUUCUACAUCACUGACAUUAUUUUUUUAAAGAAUUUGUGAGUUAUCAGUUUUUACACUGACACGAGUAAUGAAAUUAGUACUUUAUAGUAUGGCACUUUUUAUUUCAUUUUAAUUGAAAUUAUGUGUGAUUACUUUUUAUUUUUUCUGUAAGCAAAAGCAAUCAGUGCAAGAGAUACCUGCUAUCACUAAUUUAUUAUGUAGAAGGCAAAAGCCUUGUAUGCAAGUUUUGAAGAUGUUGAGUUCAUCUGAUUCAUAGUUGUCUAAAAUUAGGCCAACAAUCUGUCAGUUUAGGCAACACCGUUACCCAGGUGAUGUGUAGUUCUGUUCAUUAGAAAUGGCAAUGAAAUUGAGAUUUGUUUAAGGUGUGUCUCUUGCUCCUCUAAUUAAUGUGCAGGUAUACUGGACAAAAUGCUUUUUUCAUAAAAAAACACCUGUUUUUAAAUGAAACAAAUUGUUCUCAAUGCAAUUUUUGUAUAUAAGAUAUUGUAUAUUUUUCAUCCUAUUUAUCAAACUGCCUGAGAAGGUUUUAUGUUGUGUUGAAUAUAUGCAACAUGUUAUUAAGUGCACUAUAGUAAUAAUAGUAUUAUAGUAUUAUAACUGGGGAUGUUCCACUCUUUCUUGUGAUAUACUGGCCAGGAUCCAAUGGUGUUGCUAAUGGAAGCAAAUUGUCUGCAAACCUGUGGAAGGGGUUGAGUUCAAUCCCACACAUUGCAUGCAGCUCCCUUAUAAUCUCAAAGUCUUCUCUGGAGAGCUGGGAAAUUAUCCAGAGCAGAUUUUCAAGCAACACAUAAGGAGGAGGACAAGAGGAGAAACUCCUAUUAUGCUAGGGGAAGUACACUAGUGCAGUGCUGUAUCUUGGCUCAUGUAGACUGUGUUCUCAAGUUAGUUUGUCUAGCCUGUUGAAUGUAGGUCUCAUUUUCACUAGAAACCACGUAGUUUUAAAAGAAAAUAAGGUUGUCUCUUCUGGUAUUUCUAAGGGAGAUUUCUGGUUUUAAGUUAUGAGUUCUGCUAGCUGUUUUAAAGUGUAAUUUUACAUAGAUAGAAUAGCAAUUGAUCUGGUAGUCAGCAAAUUUAUAGGCAUUGCAGUCAGCUGCUUACACACUAGGAUUCCCUACAGAGCAACAUACUAUGAUAUUCCCCUAGUAUUCAGUGCUAUUGCUGAUCAAUGUGUGUGCAGCUGUCACCUGAAGACCCUGUGGAACCAGAAAGUACCUUCUACUGUUGAUACAAAUUGUAUCUUUAACUAUGAGAACGAUUUUAAUUUAUAGAUCUAACGGUAAAACACACAUAAAACAUCUAUAGAUGAUUUUAGAGACUUUGGGCAACAUUUUAUCACUUAUUUUAAAAGAGGAAAAGAAAAAGCUAAAAGAAAGUUAUUGAGUCCUUAUAUACUGCACACAUUUUCCUCCUAUUUAAAGAUAUCUCUUUUUCAUGCUCUAAAACAAUAUUGAAUAAGAUCUUAUCAGAAAAUAUUGAUAAAAUGCUGCCUGAAUAGAAUGUCCAAGCACCUUUGAACAGGAAAACAUUUGACUACUUGUGCAACACUGUGUGUUGUAAGAAGUAGGAUUUUGGUAUACCGUAAAUGCUCCUAUAAAGCAUUGUGCUUAUAGAUAUAUCCAAUAAUCUGAACCAUGUUCAGCAACUUUGAUUCAUUAUUGUUCUUCUGUACUGCUCUUAACUGUUGACUGAUGACAUAGGAUCUGAGUUCUCUUAGGCCUGCUUUUCCUAACCUGGUAGCAUCCAUGUAUGAUGGACUACAACUCUCAACAUGUUAGAUUGAUGGAAGUUGUAAUCUAACACUGUUGGGGGUGGCAAAUGGUUGGGAAAGCCUGUGUUGAAUUCCUCUGCCCUCCUGUAGGUACUACCUUACAUUUUGUCCAUCCCUCCUGAAGAAGAAUAUAGAUCCCAUUUCUUCUUCUACAAUUGUUUGUUCCCUAUUUGUAUAGAGUAGCUCUAAUUAAGAGAUUGUAUAUAGUGUACUGUGCACAGGACUCCCCUCCCCGUUACAUGUAUAGAAUUUGUGCAAAACCCUGACUUGUUUGUUACUGCUACAGCAAAGAUUCCUGGUGGACUGUGAAUUCAUGUGUUGUUUAAUGGCUUUAUAUUGUAACUUUGAAUUUUUACUGUUCUUCCACCUCUGUAUCCAUGCCCUUAUCCGAGGUGUAAUGGGAUUCCUUAUCCCUAGGGAGUGCACAGUGUUGAAAUGUAUGUCUUCUGGAAUGGAAUAUUUUCAUAAUUUGCAUUUUCAUUUGGCUUGUGGUAUGUUGCAUGCUGAAGCCUGGUCACAUGGUACAGAGUGCAAAAAACGGUUGUCUGUGCAUUGUGUGAUAUAAUAUGAAGUGAGCUUUUUUCUGUGUUCAUUUAAUGUGGAAUGGUUAUACAAGAAUAUGCCUACAUUCAUAGAUGAACAGAGGUUUGCUGGUCUAGAGAGUCCAGAACUCAUGGUGGCCCUGUUUUAUGGCCUCCUUUAGUCCUGAAACAUGUAUCCUUUCUUGCUCUCCAGGAGAAGAUAGUAGUUAAAAAAGAAAAUCCCAUGGCUCCACUGCUGCAGGAGCUUUUCCGUUACUGUUUCUUAAAAAAAUACACACACACACUUCAUGCUUUGAAAGAUUAAUAUGCCUGGCCUCAGUACUUAUUCUGAAAUGAAUUGGUUGGCUGGUCCAUCUGUAAAUGUGCUGUCUGCUGAACAGAUCCUUACCUCUCUCAAUUGAUUGGACUCAGCCCAACAAUAUGUUUAGUUUGAAGAGUAAUUUUCUGAAGAAGCCAGGAUUUUUUUCCCCUAGUAUGCCAUUACUGGGCUUACUCACUUUACCCUUUUCAGUUCCAAGCCUGCCUUUUACUAAUACCAAAAUGGAUUGAUUAUUUUCCUUCUCUCUUUCCCAUGAUGUACACAUUAAUUCACUGAAGUAUAUCUCCUGAACCUCUGCAGCUUUGCAGAUGGUACUGGAGUUGCCUCCCAAGGAUUAGGUAGACCAUAGUGAGGGAAUGUGGGAGCAAUCGUCCCCAAAUAUUUGUAAGACCACUGUCUCCAAAGCUGUUCUAGAGCAGGGCUACUUAAAGUGAGGGUCGUUGGUUUGGUGCCAAUUCCUGAGACAGUGGUUGUUUGUUCUUAGCAAGUUUUGAGGAAAGAAAGAAAUAAUUGUACCCAAUAGGCACUAACUUUGCAUUAGUCUCUGGCACACUGGAAAAUGGUAAUUGCCAGUUCCCUAUAUCAGAAAGCCUGAACAACACAAUUCUAGAUAUUAUUUUAAUAGGCUUCCAGAAAAUGAAAUUGCACUGUUUUUAAAAGAAGAAAGGUAUUAUUAUAGAAAUGUCAUAGGUGCUGACAUAGGGUGAGGCUCAAACACAUAUACUGUUGAUAGUAUAUCAACUCACACACGUAUAGAGGAGUAAUUUUUCCUUUUGGUUUGUACCUGAUGGAGUGCUGCACUAAAAACAAGGAGGGCCUUGUCAGAGUUUUGGAUGGACAACAUUUUGUUAAAAGUUAAAAUAUAUUACAUUGACCCCUAUCUAUACUGAAAAUGAGACUUAGUCACCUUAUUAAUUUAGAAGCAUUUUGAAGAUACCAUAUACAUUGCUAACUGGAAAUGUGUCAGCAUUUGUGUAAUACGGAAAACAUUGCAUAUGUAAAUUUUUGUACUUAUACCUUGUAUUUAUAUUCUAGAUGUCUUUUUUUGAGAUCUAGCUGUGAUCUCAAAUUUAAGCUUUUAAAAGAAUGCACAUGUUCCCUAUUGGAAGUUUUUUUAACUUUCCUAAUAUGACUUCAGAUGAAUGGAAGAUAAACAUUUUUGUUUUAUUUUUAGCAAACUGACAUUAUUAACUGCUUUCUUCACAGAUGUGUAUCUUGAGUAUUGUUCAAGAGACAUAUCUACAGAUAUAUAUCUUGAACAUAAUUAUGUGAAGAAAGGAUAUAUAGAUUUUAAAAACUUGCUGGUGUCUCUGAUAUAAACUGAAAUAUUUUGAAUCUGCUGACAUUGCAGAGAAUAUAAGAUUAUCGUUGAAGACUUUUCAACAUGAAUCCAUCACAGUUGCCUUUACAUAGUGGCCCUUCUCUAGUUCAUGCCAAAAUAAUUAGCAAUUCUGAUCCAGUUUGGAAAAGAGGAAAGUCUUCCUUCUGGCUGGAAGCCACACCAUAGAAAUAGAGAGGGGAGUUUGGAGCCCAAAGUUGGGGGUGGGAGUAUAACAGGCAGGAAUGGUACCAAGAGUUGUCUUGGAAUGAAUCACACUAGUAAAGCAAAAAGUUUAUUCCUUUUCUCCAGGAAGAUUUAAACAUAGAUGCAGUUGUGAAGCUGAAUCCUGGAACUCCCCAACAUUUCAGGCAAGAGAGAGACUGGACGUAGCCAAAAAUAUUUGUUUGUGUAAUAUUUCUCCUUAUUUUUCUAAAUGUCAAAAUCCCUCAACUAGUAUUUGUAAGGUGUAGCAAUUGCACACAGUCUACAUUUAACUUUGAUUUGAGCACUAAAUAUACCUCUUUAAUGCUCAGUGGUACUGCUUUGUUCACUGUGCUUGGAUGUGGUCAUCCACUUAUUGUUAAAUAUUAAAUAUUCAGGUUUCUCUAUGGAGUCUUGGUCUCUCCCUGCUUUAUAGUUGUUGGCCAUCUGGUGAGAAGAAAAAUACUCCACAUGAAUAUCACACGCACUUAUCACGGUGACAUCAGUAAAUCAGCAAGCUAGGUUUCAUCAAAUACAAAGCAAAGUUUUGGGUCUAGAGCAGGCAUGGGAAAACUUCGGUCCUCCAGGUGUUUGGAUAGGCUGUUGGGAAUUGUGGAAGUUGAAGGCCAAAACACUUGGAGAUCCAAAGCUUUCCCAUGCCUGAUCUAGUCUUGAUACAUGAUAGAGUACAAAUGAGCUGUAAUUUCAUAUAUACUUUUAUUUUUCUUUCUUGGUUUUUUGUUGUUCUGUUUCUAAACAUUUCCAUUUUGCUUUGUGUUCUUUUCUUUACUGAUCUUGCUCCUUUCCAGGCCCUCAAUCCUUAGUCAUGAGGAUUUUAUUGUCCCUCGCCCCCAUCUACCCUCUUUGAGAAUUUGUAUUCUAUUUCACUUUUCUCAAAUUUGACUCUACACAUCAAUGCCCAUUCAAUGCUCUUGUCACCCAAAUAGCAAAGGGCACAACCCACUCUUGCUGCCUGCAAGUUUUAUAUAACAGGUAUGCACAUUUUUGAAAAUAUGUGAUAAAAUUUGGGAUAUUCCCUAAUAUUUAAAUGUUAUACAGUGUUCCCUCACUUAUUGCUGGGGUUAGGUUCCAGGUCCACCCGCAAUAAGUGAAAAUCCGCAAAGUAGGGAUACCAUAUUUAUUUUAAUAUUUAUACAUUAUUUUAGUAGUUAUACACUAUUUAAAGUCUUUAUCAACCAGCCGUAUGUGGAUAAAUCACCUUCUUUUCUUCCUGUUGCCGCUUGGGCUCCUUUUCUCUCCCUUUGGCUUCUCCUUCCUCCCUUCCUUAGGCUGUAAAUUGUAAUUUUUUAUGACUUAUAAUAGUCUUUUAGAGUUUAUUGAAAAACCGCAAAACAGCAAAUCCGUGAAAAGUGAACCGCAAAGUAGUGAGGGAACACUGUAUUCUGUUUUAUAAAGACUGUUCAUCUUUGUUUCAAAUAAUAGUGUAGGGAAUUAUUUAUUUUGACAUAUUGUCAUGGAAAUUAUUUAAUUCUCAUUUAAAAUGGGGAAGUGAGAGAUCUGCCCUUUUUCAUAUUAGAAUGUGAAGGUGGGAGGAGAAAAGAUAUUUUGUACAAGAUUCCUCUAAACCAACUUGUCUCCUGGUCAUUAUUUAUUUAAAAACAAUUUUAGUAAGUGGUCUUCAUUUUAAUACUUUGUAAAUGAUUGACAUUUCCAAGAGGUUUGUGGUUGCUGGUGUAUAUUUUGCACAUCUUACUUGAUCUUUUGUAGUCCAGUGUAGAUAAAACUGCAUUAAGCAAUUGUAAGCAAAACUCUGUGUUACUAACAGAGCUUUAAUUAGACAUAAAAGUCCAUCUUGAGUAACACUUGGUAUGAUGAUAAAAUAAUGUGUGGGUAUUUAAUGUUUUUAUAGUAUGUUUAAAAUGGUUUUCUACUUAGGCAAAUAAACACAGUCCAUAGCAUUGCGAAGUUAACGAAAUUAACCUAGAGUUUAAAUGUUAUAUGAAUAUACACUAUUUAAAGUGGUAUUGAAUUAAAUGGUGAUAAUAUUAUGUAGAAUAUAGCAAACAGUAUUUGGAGAGGUGUGUGGAUUUGACCCCUUUUAAAAAGGAAGCAAUACAUUUUGCACCGUGUGGAGGUAAGCGAAGCCAAAAAAAAGAGGGCAAGUGGAUAGGGGGCGGUGUCAAUGGCAAAGAAAUUCCCUGCUGCCCUAAUAUGGAGCCAAGACCAUACUGGAAUCUCAGGCCAUGAAGGCUGGAUAACAGGACUGCAGUUGGUUCAGCCCAGAUCUCUCAAUAACAAAACACCCCAAAUGGCAAAACAGACGUCUGUUUUGCCAUUUGGGGUAUUUUGUUAUUGAGAGAUCUUAUUGUUAUAUGCAACUGUGGAGAUGUCUGGGUUGAACCAACUGCAGUCCUGUUAUCCAGCCUUCAUGGCCUGAGAUUCCAGUAUGGUCUUGGCUCCAUAUUAGGGCAGCAGGGAAUUUCUUUGCCAUUGACACUGCCCCUUAUCCACUUGCCUUCUUUUUUUUUUGGCUUCGCUUACCUCCACACUGUGCAAAAGCAUGCAGCCUGUAUAAAAGGAAAAAGAGGAGCAGGUGAAUGAAGCUCUUGGGGAUGAGCAGAUUGGCAGUAGUAUUAAGUCUUAACAUUGCUCCUACAAUAUUUUAUUUGUUACAUUCACAUCUCAGAAGAGAUAGCUUCAUGCUACAAAAAUAUGUGUUGGAGCUCCCUCCUCUGAUAAGCAAAUUGUGUUGUCCAUGUAAACAAGUGGUUCCCAACCUUUGGUCCUCCAGGUGUUUGGGACUUCAACUCCCAGAAAUCUCAGCCAUCUUACCAGCUGUUAGGAAUUGUGGGAUUUGAAGUUCAAAAACCUGGAGGGCCAAAGGUUGGGAACUACUGAUAAACAGAAGUUAGUUUAAACCAUUUAGGUAUACCAUUGAUUCUCAAACUGUGGCCCCCAGAUGUUUUGGCCUUCAACUCCAGAAAUCCUAACAGCUGGUAAACUGGCUGAGUUGUAGGCCAAACACCUGGGGACCCACAGGCUGAGAACCACUGAUGUACAUUUUCACAGUUCCAUCUAGAGCAGUGGUUCUCAAGCUGUGGGUCCCCAGGUGUUUUGGCCUACAACUACCAGAAAUCCCAGUUGAAGGCCAAAACAUCUGGGGACCCACACGUUGGGAACCACUGAUCUAGAGCUUAACCAUAGAUGAUUGCAUGAAGUGGUGAUAGUGCAUUUAAUAAAUGCCCCAAAUCCUUGUUCAAUAUAGAACGUAUCAAUGUGUUCAGUAUUAUGGCAUUGUACCAUUGAAAUGCUGACAGUUUAAGGUAUAUAUGUGAUCACCAGUACUCACUAGACAUUCUGAUGUAUGUGAUAUUUGUUUAUUUUUAAAUGUGAUUGUUAGCAGUAUCCACAUUUUGGAUAUGAACUUCAAAAUGUGUAGUAUAUUGCUCAGUUGCAAAAAAAAAAAGGGCACAAUUAGGAACAGAAAUCAACAAAGUGGUACAAGAUAGUGAAAUGUUAUCCUCCAGAAUGGAUUUAUUCAGAUUCUUUAUUGAGGUACCCUUUAAAUGCAUGACCAUUUAGUGUUUUCUAUAUUUUGCUUUCCUUUUAAUCCAGUGGUUCUUAACCUGUGGGUACCCAGAUGUUUUGGCCUUCAACUCCCAGAAAUCCUGAUAAACUGGCUGGAAUUUCUGGGAGUUGUAGGCCAAAAUAUCCAGGGACCCACAGGUUGAGAACCACUGUUUUAAUCUAUUUCAAUUCCUACUCAAAUAGCUCUGAAAUUUGAAUUAUCCUACAACUACAUACAAGUUUGUAGAUCACUGGGAAAAGACAAGAAGAUAUAACUGGUGUAAUGGUGAACCUAGGUUAUUGGCUUUCUGCUCCCACAUUCUGUUUGAUUUCAUCUGGUGAAAUGCUAAUAUCCAUUUGGAAACUCUUAUUUUUAGGGAAAGGUUCAUGUGUGUGAAACACUUGUUAAUUCCAUUUUCCACUGGCUGUUUUGUAUAUUCUCUGUGAUCUGGCUAUCUACAUCUAAUAAUGCAAUACUUGGACUAUAUGAAAGCAGUGACAAAACAUGUACAUGGAUCCUGCUCUCAAGAAAUAAAAUGCUUAGGUUUUUCCCCCUU
Molecule: messenger RNA, 13168 nt
Organism: Anolis carolinensis (green anole)
Lineage: Eukaryota; Metazoa; Chordata; Lepidosauria; Squamata; Anolidae
Gene: zc3h12c
Product: zinc finger CCCH-type containing 12C
Exons: 8
Coding region: 1832-4396 (854 amino acids)
Cellular component (GO): nucleus; cytoplasmic ribonucleoprotein granule
Molecular function (GO): mRNA binding; metal ion binding; RNA endonuclease activity
Source: RefSeq, a predicted model, not a curated record